AUGGAUUUUGAUCCCACAAGUCGGCAAGUCAUGUUAGCCAUUUAUUCAAUGACAGUCAUGAGCAAAUCACUUUGGGAGCAAAAAUUGGGAAUUUAUUCUAGUUUUGGGUUGCCAGAAGAUGACAUUAUUGCAGCAUUCAAGUUACAACCAGUAUGUAUGUUGGGUUCAGAGGAGAAGAUCAGGAAAUUAAUGGGCUUCUUUGUUAAUCAGCUGAAAUUGAAGCCUAAAGUAAUUUCCAAGCAUCCAAAUCUGUUGCUACUUAGCUUGGAGAAGAGGAUUGUUCCAAGGUGUGCUGUUCUGCAACUUUUGAUGUCGAAAAAUAUGAUCAAGGGAGACCUGAGCUUAAUUUUUGCACUCAAAAUGACUGAAAAGAUGUUUGUGGGGAAGUUUGUGAGAAAGUUUGAGAAUGAGAUUCCUGAAGUUGUUGAGGCACGUCAAGGGGCUUUAGUAGCUCUGCCCCAGUUCGUAGGUGUUACCUGCAUUUAUCCAGUAGAAACAAAGCUAACUGGGACUAUCCCAGAAGCUAUUGGGAAUAUUUCAGGCUUGUUGAAUUCUCUGACUGGUGAGAUUUUCCUUUCUCUUGCAAAAUUAGGUGCAUUGCAGGAGCUUCUGUUGUCUGAUGACGACAUUACUGGCAAAAUUCCAGAAUUCAUUGGCAGCUUUUCAAGAAUCAGCUUCAUGGUAGCAUACCAAAUGAGCUGGCUAACUGUUGCGUUGGACCUUUCACGCAAUUCUCUCAAUGGGUCAGUUCCAACUUCUCUCUUAGAGAGGAACUUAUCUGAAUUGCUGUUGAUAUCAAAUGAGCUCUCUGGUGGAAUUCCACCUGAAUUUGGCAAUUACACAAAGUCUGAUUCGUUUACGGUUGGGAUCAAACUUGUUUACUGGCCAAAUUCCAUCAGAAAUUGGGCUCUUGCAUAG
This is a messenger RNA of Cornus florida, 918 nucleotides long. RefSeq names its product probable leucine-rich repeat receptor-like protein kinase At1g35710. The transcript is spliced from 4 exons. NCBI's taxonomy places the organism in Eukaryota, Viridiplantae, Streptophyta, Magnoliopsida, Cornales, Cornaceae. The record is from RefSeq and is a predicted model, not a curated record. Gene Ontology annotation, biological process: chloroplast organization; regulation of DNA-templated transcription. Gene Ontology annotation, molecular function: double-stranded DNA binding; protein binding. The coding region runs from base 1 to 918 and encodes 305 amino acids. Gene Ontology annotation, cellular component: chloroplast.